Messenger RNA from Branchiostoma floridae (Florida lancelet), 2587 nucleotides. Its product is annotated as protein SFI1 homolog. Bases 137 to 2587 code for a protein of 816 amino acids. The record is from RefSeq and is a predicted model, not a curated record. The transcript is spliced from 23 exons. Lineage: Eukaryota; Metazoa; Chordata; Leptocardii; Amphioxiformes; Branchiostomatidae. Gene Ontology annotation, molecular function: phosphatase binding.
GCCAGGCGGUCGCCAGUGCGCAUGCUCAAGCAGAAUUCCAAAAUGGCGGUAGUUUUGACGACGUUUCGCCAAAAUUACAUGGAUUUGCUCCUAAAAUGAGCAAAUUAUACAUGUUUUAGUCUUUACGGGGCCAAGUAUGGAUGGAAGAGAGCUGCCUACUUCACUUCCAACAAUCUCAGUGGCUGACGCGCGUCUGAAAGCCGACAGGUUUGCCGCUAAGGAUGACAGACCUAUUCGAGCAAAAGCCAAGCAAGCACUUGUGCAGGAACUUCACACCCAGCUAGAGGUAAAGGCAGAAAGGUUACGACUGGCAGCCAGAGGUACUACAGGGGAAGGUGAUGCCAGGGGAGACAACCCUUACGGAGCAAUGCCACCCAUUCCAUCUCAGGACAAAGAACAGGUGGAAACUGGACAACGUGCUACGGUGUCAUCCAAGAUCCCCAAACCCCUGACAAGGAAGGUGGAUUCUAAGACGACAAAGAUGGGGAAGACAAGGGAUGUAAGAUCAGCACAAGAUGGUGGAAGGGCGAGGAAGAAAGUGCGAAUACGUCCCCCAGAUGUACACUACACAUGGAACAGGGGCGGUCGUCUCAAGGAAAUACGGAUAAGACACAUUGCCAGGAAGUACCUGUAUCUGUGGAUUGGUAACACCUUUGGUAGGGUGAGACCUUCAGUUGCAAGAGCAUUACAUGAGACUAAACUGAAGAAGAGGGCCUUUGGUGAGUGGAAGGACAUGUGGUGGGAGCUGAGGAGGGAAUGGAAACUUCUCAUCAGAGCAGAAUAUCACAACAGGUACCGGAUGGCAAGUGUUGUGUGGCAAGCUUGGAGACAGUAUGUAAAAAAACAAAGAGUAAAGAAUGCCAAGAUGGCUUUGGCUGUUGAACACGACAGCAAGAAGCGUCUUGAGGGAACAUGGGAGGCCUGGCACGUGUACGUGCAAGUGCGUAGGACCAAAAACAUCAUGUAUCGGAUCGCAGCAAACAGAGCAAACCUCUGUCUACAAAGACAAAUGUGGAGAACUUGGCAAGCCAGACUGGAACAGUCCAGAGUGGAAAAGGACCAACAACUUGUGGCAUUACAACACUGGUCUUACACUCUCACACAAAAUACUUGGCAGGUGUGGGUGAGAGCACUACAACAGAGAAGGCAAGAGAAGAGGAAAAUAGAAUCAGCAAAACAGCUACAUCAUCUGAUCAUCACAAGAAGGUGCCUUACUGCAUGGCUGAGGUAUCUUACAGUCAGAAGGGAGAAAAGACAAAGAAGAGCGUAUGCAGAAGGCGUGUACCGUAGAAUGCUGUUGGGGCGAGUGUUUCACCACUGGCAGUCCAGAUGGCAUGUUCUACACAUAGCUCAUGAACAGAGACUGGCCAUGGAGGAACUAGCACACAGAGUACAGCUUAGGAAGGCUCUAACUCACUGGAAACACUUCAUUGAACUCCAAAGAGAGCAGAGAGAUCUGGAGGCUCUAGCAGUGCAGCACCAAAGGAAGCAUUGUUUGAAAACGUACCUGUCUGUGUUGAAGUUAGCUGUAGUCCAGAGGAGACUGAAGGACAUGAAGAACAAGAUGGCAAUGGAAACAGCCAACAGGAAGUUGGUAAAGAGAGUUUGGGUGAUGUGGGUGAAGAAAUGUGAACACAGGGAAGAACUCAAGCUGGUGCCUGCUACAAGACAAGCUAGGAACCACCAUAGACUAGUAAGGCUGAGGAAGUCUUGGACCAUCUGGAUGGCCUAUGUUCAGUGGAGAAGGCACAGAGAGGCUCAGUACAUUCAGGCCGAUGCACACUAUGCCUCAAGGUGUCUUCCGAGAACCCUGGAGAGAUGGAGAUGGUUUGUGGAGUUGUCUCAAGACAAGAAGGACAGGCAACUGAAAGCUGUAGCCUUCAGGAGGGAGGCUUUGCAAGCCAGGUUCUUCUUUGGCUGGUGGAGUGCUACACAACAGAGUAGGGACCUCAGGCUAAUGGAAAGGAUGGCCAUACUGCAUUACAAUGGAGCUGUCAUCAAGGCACACCUCAGACUAUGGAGACUCAGAACAAGAGAGGUUAGAAGAGAGCUGGAAAAGGAGGACAUGGCUCUACAACACUUUGAGUACCAUCUGUGUUUGAAGGCUAUCCAACAAUGGAAGGAUUUCACAAGGGAAAACCUCAACAGACAAGGACAGGACAGAAUGGCAGUGCGGCACCACUACAGACAACAGUUGAGAAGAGCAUGGGCACACUGGGCUCAGUACAUGGCAUACAGGAGAAUCAAACAACAGAAGAAAUCUACAGGAGAGCAGCACUAUCAGAGACACAUCCUUACUAAACUCAUGCAGGCUUGGAAGCUAGUCCAUGGCCAAGCCAAGAGAACCAACAUGCAAGUGCAGCAAAGAGUACACCAUCACAACAUUGUCACCCUCAGAGUUUACUCAAUGCAAGACCAUAACAUGGACCGCUUCUGGGCACUGAACUGGGCUCACUCUCCCAUAGAGGGCAUUGUCCACAUGGCAAGAGAAUGCCAGGACAGAAAGAGAAACCAGACUGAAAGAAGACAGAGCUCAGAAACACUGGGAAAGGGAGACACUAAAACUGGUUUUCAAGACCUGGCAUGA